ACCAUUGGAGGACUAGUCUUUGCUCUGGUGUCCCCUCACUGAGCCUGGCUCUGGUUUCCUUCCUGUUUCCUCCCUAAUCUCCUUUCUGAGCAUCAGGAGUCAGUGUGGACUUUAUGUGUGGAAAGGAGCUGGGAAAUAAGGGGCUACUUCCAAGGGCAGCUUUGCCUGCCUGUCGGAGGUACAGAGCUCUCAGCCACCUUGAGCUAACAGAGACCUGAAGCCAUUGUAUGUGGUCUCCCAUCCAUAGCAGGGUAGGCUCAUGUGAUGCAUGCAGUUAUGGUGAACGGAAAAGUUGCAAUCUGAGAAUUAAGAUGUGUCCCCAUACCAUCUGUUGGGGGCACAGCAAACAGUCCGUUUUCUCUUUUCUUCCCUUUAGGCUGAUACCAUCAUGCCUUCUUGGGUAGCCUUCCCCAGCCUCAUACUACUUUGGGCAGAUGCUGUAGUUUCUGUGUCAUAUGUGACUGGAGUGGUGGGUCAGUCUGUCACGCUACCCUGUAUCUUUUCAACAGCUCAUGAAAUCUCACCCAUGUGCUGGGGUCGAAGGGCAUGUCCUUCAUUCAGUUGCUCAAAUGAACUCAUAAUGACCGAUGGCUACCAUGUCACCUUUGAGAAGGACAAACGUUAUAGGAUGAAUGGAAUCAUUUCCACAGGGAAUUUGUCUUUAACCAUACAGAAUGCAGCCCUGUCUGACACUGGCACCUAUUGUUGCCGUAUUGAGUUCAAAGGGUUGUUUAAUGGUUAUAAAAAGAAUAUAUUUUUGGAGAUAAAGCCAGCUCCACCUAAGGUCACCAGUGUUCCAACACCACCUAAGGUCUUCACCUCUGCUCCUACAACUCCAGCACCAACACUAACACUGAACCACAAGACAGCUCCAACUAAUGUGACCAUGGGCCCAACAUCACCUAUGGUCUCUUCCACAAAGCUAGCAGGAGGGCCACAGAAAUUCAAGACAGGCUACGUGCUUCACACCUCAAGUUUCGGAUAG
Molecule: messenger RNA, 985 nt
Organism: Myotis daubentonii (Daubenton's bat)
Lineage: Eukaryota; Metazoa; Chordata; Mammalia; Chiroptera; Vespertilionidae
Product: hepatitis A virus cellular receptor 1 homolog
Exons: 5
Coding region: 389-985 (198 amino acids)
Source: RefSeq, a predicted model, not a curated record